Messenger RNA from Microthlaspi erraticum, 468 nucleotides. Lineage: Eukaryota; Viridiplantae; Streptophyta; Magnoliopsida; Brassicales; Brassicaceae. The record is from the annotation of a GenBank genome assembly.
AUGGCAAUUAGGUGUUUAGCCGUGUUCCUCGUUGCUCUCAUGGUGGCUCAAGCCGUCAGUGCAACCAGACCUGCCCCUGUCAAGAAUGUCGGAGCUGGUCUUGACGACCAAAAGAACUUUGUGGCGUUUGCUGGCGUCGGUGGAGCUGCUGGAGUUGGUGGAGUCGGUGGUGUUGGAGCUGGUCUUGGUGGUGUUGCAGGUGGAGUCGGUGGUGUCGCCGGAGUUAUCCCCAUAGGUGGCGUAGCCGGAGGAAUUGGUGGUCUAGGGGGUGGUGUAGGGGGACUAGGCGGUGGUUCAGGUAUCGGUGGUGGAGUAGGUGGAAUUGGUGGUGGUUCAGGUCUCGGUGGAGGAAUAGGCGGCAUUGGUGGUGGUGUAGGUGGACUCGGCGGUGCAGGCGGUAUAGGCGGUGUUGGUGGUUUGGGUGGAAUUGGCGGUGGAAGCGAUUGCGGAGGCCUUCUUCACCCUUAA